Molecule: messenger RNA, 762 nt
Organism: Fusarium pseudograminearum CS3096
Lineage: Eukaryota; Fungi; Ascomycota; Sordariomycetes; Hypocreales; Nectriaceae
Exons: 2
Coding region: 1-762 (253 amino acids)
Source: RefSeq, a predicted model, not a curated record
AUGUUGUUCAAGUCCAUCUUCAUCUCGUCCCUCGCGACUAGUGCUCUGGCCAUUUACCUGCCCGAAGACCAUUACAUGGUUAGAGACAACGCGGCUGCGCCAGGAGGAAAAUGCGACUGCUCUGGUGACAAUGUGCGAUACAACUCUACACUUGCAAAGGACUACAUCUGUGGCGACAAGCGUCUUGGCCCUAGCCGUCUCCCAACCAAGCUGCCUCUUGGCACCUUUGUCACUGGGUACGACCGCUUUGGAGGACUGUCUCCAAAUGCCUUCCUCGGGAAGUGGUAUAACUCCACCGAGGGGCCUGAUGGCCGCGAAGCAGGAUGGAUCUACCCCGAAAAGUACGGCUUCGAGCUUGACGAAGAGAAGCUCCCCAUCAAGGCCAACGUGGAUCUGAUGCCCGGUACACUUGUUGACCGUUUCGGCUAUAACACUGGCCGCUACAUCUCCCCUGCCACCGCUCCCUUCUCCCAGAGAGCUCUCCACCCCCAGAACCUCGACAACGACGUGAACAAGCAGUUCCCAAACAACUACCACGUCUACAACGUGAGCAGGAUGUUCACUGUCCAGGCUGGGCCCAUCAGGCCUUGGUUCGGCCAGCCAGGCUUUGGAGUUCAAUUCUUCCUCGGCAACGGCAUUAGCGUGAAGGAUUACCUUGACAACGGACAUUUGGUUGAGUUAAAGCCAUCUGAUCUGCUCAGGGACGGAACUGGCUGUGGCUUUGCGCGUGAGGGUGAUGAUUCGGUCUCGGACGAGCUGUAG